AUGGCCCAUCAGACAGAGCCGGCAGAAAAGGGCCUACAAGUCGAAGAAAAUGCAUAUCUUGUUAGAUUUAGUGGCCCUGACGACCCAGAGAUGCCCCUUAACUGGUCCCUAAAGAAGAAGGUCUUCAUUACCGCCAUGUAUGGAUUUACCACAAUGGGUGCUACACUUGCCACUGCCAUCAUCUCUCCAACUUCCAAAGCUCUGCAGAAUGAGUUUGGGAAAAGUGAAACAGUCGUGACGCUCGCUGUCAGUUUAAUGAUGGUUGGAUUUGCGGUUGGACCCAUGAUUUGGGCUCCUCUUUCAGAAUUAUUCGGACGAAAAUACACCGUCGCGAUUCCAUAUUUUAUAUCAGGGCUAUUUGCACUGGGUUGUGCGACAGCCAGCAAUAUCGAAACUCUGGUUAUCAUGCGUUUUUUCAUGGGUUUAUUUGGGUCAGCACCUGUUACCAAUAGUGGGGGUGUGAUCGGUGAUAUAUGGACGCCACAGCAGCGAGGGAUAUCUCUCGUGUUUUACUCAUUUUGCACGGCUGGCGGGCCGGUGCUUGGGCCAGUUAUAGGAGCUACGCUACAUGAUGAGUGGAGGUGGACAGAAUAUCUCUGCUGCAUAUGGAUGCUCGUAAUGAGCGUUCUAGUUAUGUUAUUAUUGGACGAGACGUAUGAACCAGCUAUAUUGACGACCAAGGCACGCAGAUUACGAUUUGAGACUAAGAAUUGGGCUUUACAUGCCCAGCAUGAAGAGUGGCCAGUAAGCUUGCAUGGUAUUGCAGUAAAAUAUCUCAUUCGACCUUUCCAGCUGCUGGGAAACCUCACCUGCUUUCUAAUGGCGUUUUACGGCUCUUUUGUCUUCGAGUUGUCGUACCUUUGCUUAUCAGCAAUCCCAAUCAGCUUUGGCAACCAUCGCGGCUGGCCAAGUGUGUCCGCGGAACUGCCAUUCUUGGCGCUCAUGCUGGGAAUUUUUCUGGGGGGAGUUGCUAAUAUAUUCAACAGCCGUGGAUACAUUAAGAAGAUGGAGGCAAACAAAGGCAAACCAGUGCCAGAGGCAAGGCUGGUUACUACGCUACCGGGUUCUAUCCUCUUAUGCGCGGGAAUUUUCCUCUUUGGUUGGACUGCAGCGAGCCCAAUCCAUUGGAUUGUACCCUGUCUGGCGCUGGUCUUCCUCGGCUUCGGGUUCCUAGUUAUCUUCCAGGGCUGCGUCAACUACCUCAUGGAUACUUUUCCAAAAUAUGCAGCCUCUGCCAUCUCAAUCAUGACCUUCAUGCGAUCUAUUUUCGCUGCAGCAUCUGCGUUAUUUGGAAAUCCACUCUUGGACAGGAUGGGUGUUAGUUGGGGGAUUAGCGUAUUCGGCUUCAUCUCUGCUGUGAUGAUACCCGUUCCUUUUCUCUUUUACUUUUACGGUGCCCGAUUAAGGCAACGUAGCAUGAGUUCCAGUCUUUUCAAUUGA
Messenger RNA from Trichoderma virens Gv29-8, 1440 nucleotides. RefSeq lists its product as uncharacterized. NCBI's taxonomy places the organism in Eukaryota, Fungi, Ascomycota, Sordariomycetes, Hypocreales, Hypocreaceae. Gene Ontology annotation, molecular function: transmembrane transporter activity. The record is from RefSeq and is a predicted model, not a curated record. Gene Ontology annotation, biological process: transmembrane transport. The coding region runs from base 1 to 1440 and encodes 479 amino acids. The transcript has 5 exons.